Panicum virgatum (switchgrass) is the source of this 747-nucleotide messenger RNA. RefSeq names its product protein diaphanous homolog 1-like. The transcript has a single exon. Bases 1 to 747 code for a protein of 248 amino acids. The record is from RefSeq and is a predicted model, not a curated record. NCBI's taxonomy places the organism in Eukaryota, Viridiplantae, Streptophyta, Magnoliopsida, Poales, Poaceae.
AUGGCCCCAACAGGGCGGGUGACGCCCGAGGCGACGCUGCCUGGGGAACUGGCGAGGUGCGGGGAGACCGUUGUGCCUAGCGAAGAGGCGGAUUCCGGUGCAUGGCCCCGGGAGGCGUGCCCAUCUCUUUCACAGGCGGAGGUGCGAGGGGUCGAGGCGGCGAGGGCACUGACUAAAGGAAGCCAGCAGGGGAUGCUGCGUUUGGGCUCCCCUCCAAUUCCGGCCUCUACUGGCCACGAUCACACUGGGCCCGUGGGCUCCCUGGUUGCAAUGGUAUCCCCCAUGCCCGAUCUACAUGGCGGGCCUGAUGAAACCGGCGCGGCCCACAUUCACUCCGGGCCGGACCUGGAAUGUUUCCUUGAGGAGAUAUCAGCCAAUCCUGGAGCCCAUCAGAGUCCACCUCUCGGCAACUCCACCCAGCAAACCAUCGCCACGAACUGGUUGGUGCCAAUGCCGCCCCUGCCGCCGGUGGUAUGCCGUCGCACGGAAGACCAUGCGCUGACGCCACCGCCCGGACUGACUAUGGACGGAGGGCCGGCCGGAUGCCCGCCACGGCUGCCUCAGUCGCCAGUGGCCGGGGCAACGGCGGUGACCCCGUCAUCGCCGCUCGCGACGCUGACGGCCGGCGCGCCAGGAACGCCGCCGGCCGACGCGCCUGUAAGGACGCCGCCCCCCUCUCCUGGUCUACUCCCGUCGCCCCAGGUCGAGCGCCAGGGAAGGGGAGCCUGGCUCUGCUGCCCCGGGUGA